Molecule: messenger RNA, 1992 nt
Organism: Erythranthe guttata (spotted monkey flower)
Lineage: Eukaryota; Viridiplantae; Streptophyta; Magnoliopsida; Lamiales; Phrymaceae
Source: RefSeq, a predicted model, not a curated record
GUAUAUAAAAGGCAAAAAUACCCCGAAUAAGAUCGGACGACCAUAUCUUUCUGUCAGUAUAUUGAUUCCUCCAUCCAACGACCUAUACUCUCUGGCCAAUAUCCACCGGAGAUAUUCCAUCGACGGUCACCAUCAAACGCAGGUGUGGGGCCCACCACUUCACCUUUUCUGCAUAUAAAUAUAAAUAUACCUCAUCUCAUUAAUCCGGUCCUCUCUGCACAAUUCCAAAAUUGCAAAAUUGGGACUCUCUCUCUUUCUUCUCUCUCUCUCUUCACAACUUCCCACGCUUCCUUUUUCACACACAAAACACACAGUAUUUUUCUUCUAACUUACACUUCCAGUCCUCAUCACCGGAGAUGAAACCGGCUUUUGAGCACAUGAGAAGAAUUUCUAGGUACAGAAGCUGGGCCCACUAGUCGGAGGAAAAAAGAUACGACGACGGCGUCGCUCUGAAAUAAUGGACGGUCAGAAAAUCCAGGCGAAGCUUACUAGGACCCACUCCUCGCUCCUCCGUUCAUCCCCCACCAUCCGCUCAUCAAUCCACAGCUUAUCUUCCGUGAGCGACAUCGCAUCUGAUCAGGAAACGGAAGACCUGGAGGAGCAAAAGCCCCACGGCAAACUAAGCACACCACCUGUUCGAUCAAUUGCCGCGCGUUCUGCACCGGCCCUCGCAUUCGUCCUCUUCUCCUUUUACACGCUUUUCGCGUUCUUGUACUGGGAUGACGUGUCCACCUCGGAGAAUCUACUCCUAGCUCUAAUCUUCAUCGCGGGUCUGCUGUUCUUUGUCUCGAAGAACAAGGCCCUAAUCAACGAAACCUUCAACUUCUGCAAACAAUCAUGCGUCAAAAAAAUGUGUCUUUCUUGCUUCACAUCCAAGAACAGCCACUCCAAACCGGUUCAGUGGUUCAUCGGGGAGUCAAACUCGAACAGGAUCGAAAGAGAACACAGUUUCAAAAAGAUUGUAAGAGAAGGGGUGGAGUUCUACAGCAAUGGCGAUUUCUACGAAGGGGAGUUUCACAAAGGUAGGUGCAACGGCAGCGGGGUGUACAACUACAUUGUGAAGGGCAAGUAUGAAGGAGAUUGGGUAGAUGGUAUGUACGAUGGUUAUGGUAUCGAGAGUUGGGCGAGGGGGAGUAAAUACAGAGGGCAAUAUCGGCAGGGUUUAAGGCAUGGCUAUGGUGUUUAUAAGUUUUACACAGGUGAUACAUUUGCUGGAGAGUGGUUCAAAGGGCAAAGCCAUGGUAUUGGAAUCCAGACUUGCGCAGAUGGCAGCUGUUACAUUGGGGAAUUCAAAUGUGGUGUUAAACAUGGUAUUGGUUGUUACCAUUUCAGGAAUGGAGAUAGAUACGGUGGGGAGUACUUUGGAAAUAAAGUUCAUGGUUUUGGAGUGUAUCACUUUGCCAAUGGUCACUGUUAUGAAGGAUCGUGGCACGAGGGGCGUAAGCAAGGCUAUGGUAUGUACACUUUUCGAAACGGUGAAACGAGGUUCGGUGAAUGGGAUAAUGGCAAUCUCAAGAUUUCUCUUCCUCCUCUUACAGAUGCUAUUCUUCGAGCAGUUCAGGCUGCUAGAAAUACAGCAGAAAACGCAAUUCGCCUUCGACGGGUGGAUGAAGAAGUGAACAAAGCGGUGGCGGCUGCAAAUAGGGCCGCCACUGCCGCUAGAGUUGCUGCGAUCAAAGCUGUUCAGAAUAGGAUUCAUGGGAAAUUUUGUGAUACUAACAUUUGAAAUUUGAAAAAGAAAAGAAAUUACUCGGUUCUGUCCAAAGGGACGGAAUGGUGGGCCCCGAUAGGCAAAAAAUGAAGUCAUCGGAGGUUUUCGAGUAUAUGUUGAGGUUUUGUUUGUGUCUAUACAAUACAGUAACGUUGUACAUAGAUCCAUAUUGUAUACACUGUCUUGAGAAAAAAAGAAAUGAUGAAUGCAAAAAAGUUGGCUCCUUUUUGCUCCAGUUCCACUUGCUUGAUCAUAUAUCUCAAUGAGAGUGUUUGUUUUUU